This is a messenger RNA of Laetiporus sulphureus 93-53, 1799 nucleotides long. RefSeq lists its product as uncharacterized. Lineage: Eukaryota; Fungi; Basidiomycota; Agaricomycetes; Polyporales; Laetiporaceae. Bases 58 to 1389 code for a protein of 443 amino acids. Gene Ontology annotation, molecular function: protein binding. The record is from RefSeq and is a predicted model, not a curated record. The transcript is spliced from 2 exons.
UCUGCUGCUGAGGCUUUGCAGAGCAUACAUAGUGGCAACGCCGUGUCUGCACACACCAUGUCAAGUGCCAGCAAUUUCAUCGCAGGUGCUUCAGCGGUGUCGUCCCAAGCCACACUGACAUCGACUUACUCACCUUAUUCGAGUGCAGGUUCGGUCUCGGGCUCGAGGCCGGGCCCCGGGCAUUCUAGCUCUGGAGGUGAGCCGUCAUCUUCGUCGAGUGGUCCGACCUCCAGCAACCACCAGCUAUCCGCUCUUGCAACACUUGGAUUCAUCCCCCUUUUUGUGCUUGCCUUCCUCCUCCUCCGUCGGCGAGGCAUUGCACAACGUCUUGAGAAGCGGCGACCUUGGCUCUUUGGCCGAGACACAGGCGCAUAUGGAAAUGCCGCCGUCGACAGCUCACGCUACUUCCAUGACCAUCCCGGUGCGAGCGUAUCUCCGAGUCGAAGGAGCAGUUUCGGUACCGGAACAGCUCUGGAUGCUGGGAUAUCGUCCGAACAGUGGGAAACAUUCCCCACGCUGUCGUCAGAGACCAACUCCCGGUCCGCUCUGCCCAGUAUCACAGUUCCGCGGCCGAGCCGGCAUGUAGAAGUUGUCCCAGAGGUGGGAGAAGUAUGCCCGAGCAGUCUGAAUGGCUCUAUUGCGGAGCCCGCUCUUGUUGCGACUGUCCACUCCGAUCCGCUGCCGAUAAUUCGAAGUUCUGAACGCGAUAGCUGGGAGAACGAAAGAGCGCAAUCGGAGGCGGGGUCCCUAGUCUGGGAGGAAUGGCCUACUGUCCCUGACAAUUCUGUGAUGAACCAGCGUAGCCCGACGCUUCCCACUCCGAUUUCAGCGCGGCCUUUAGCUUCCUCCCAGAAGUGCAUCUUUCCCACCCCGUUGCAAGAUCAUAAGCCGAAGAGCGUCAAGUCGGUGCAAAGCACCCGGGAGUCCAUUAAUGCCAAUUCGAAGUACAUGACAGCGCUCGAAAACCCGUUCUCUGACUUGGCGAGUGUGGGCAUGGGUCUCGGCGCCGAAACGAGCACGGAGGAUGGCUCGGACGCACAGACGGCCGAUUCGUUCUCGACUGCAGAUCCGGAGACUGCAUCGCACUUUGCGCGUGUCGAGACGAUCCGCAGACCAUUCGUUCCAACGAUGGAUGACGAGAUGUCAGUGCUGCCCGGCGAGACUGUGCGCAUACUGCUGCGCUACGAUGAUGGUUGGGCGUAUGCAGAAAAGUUGGGUAGUGGCCGGCGGGGGCUCAUCCCGAUCGACUGUUUGCGUAUGCCUGAGGAAGACCUGUCCGCUUUCCUUGCUUCCAAACGCUUGAAUAGUUAUUCCGUAACUGAUUCUCUGAAGGGGAUCCCCAAGGACGUUGAGAUUGAUGCCAGGACGACGAUUGGGAAAGCCCUUUGAGCCGUUCGUUCAUACAUAUAUGUUUUGUAGCUCAUUGUACGUCCAUCAUUCGCGACUUCUAUUGCGACAUCCGCCACGACCUGUCUAAACCUCCCGCAUCCGGUGGAACUUCAUUCAUCUGUAAAACAGUCCGUAAUUCGCUUUCUUUGUUUGAUCUUUCGCAUGUACCCCUCGGAUACCCUUCAGUGGUGUUGAUAGUAUGGAUCCAGAGUUUUGUCCGUCUGUUGUUGGCUCUACUGUAACCAGUUUUCAUAUGCAGUGCACUUAGCUAUGUGCUAUUUAUUCAAGUCGAUUAGAUGUCCUAGCUGUUAUCGUUGAGUUGUCAUAAUGUUGUCAUUGGUCACUUUUAGCACAUAUACGAGCAGUACGGGAAUACAUUCGCGUCGCUGUUGGUCUUCGAGUAUCGCCCC